UCUUGCACCCCCACCUCCCGCGAUGACAGCGUUGGGAUGUUCAUCUCUGUACGCCAGGAAACUGGUUAUAUAAAAAAAAUGCCAUGUUAAUUUGAUGACAAGGAUGGCAUCCGCGCGCUCACCAAUUUUCGGUCUGUUGGGGCAUAUUGAGGGAGAUAUGCUACGCUAUCGUGCAUGGAGUACUUCACUCAUUCAUGUUUGCUUGUGCAAUUGAUGCAUAUCUAUGAAUCGUUCAAUUAUGUACUCAGAAUAAACAAAGCGGAUCUAUAUCUGUGUUAAGAAACUGCUGGAAAGCAGGCUGUAUGAGAGAAAACGGAUUUACAUUUGAUAAAGUCAAACAGUUGGUCUUCUCUGUUUUCAGUCAUAAGCCAUGGCAAGCCCAAUGGAACAGCCAGAGGAGAUUUCCCUUCGCGACAUAAACUUCAGUGACAGUAAUCUGGAUGAAAAGACAGAUCGGCGGACAGAGUUGGGCCCAGAUGUGUCAGCGAUGAAAGUAUCGACAUCAUGGUCCCGCCGAUGGAAAGUGGCAACAAUACUUCUAGGUGCUCUGUCCCUCAUGCUUCUCGUCGCCCUCAUUGCCAUCAUAGCUCUUUACGAGAGCGGUGAUGCGGGAAACACCGACCAAGCCGACAAAGACGGUACCAAGGGCGUCACCACUGACGUCACUCCUGACGUCACCUCUGACGUCAAAUGUAGUACCGGCCACGAGACCCCCACGCCGACGGUUACCCCUCCACCGCAGUCCGUAACGUUAUCACCGCCACACCCGUCUGACAUGCCUCCGACUGGUGUAGUACCAGGUCAGCCCGUGGCUCUACAGAUUCCUCCAGGAGAGCUAGGCUUCUACUCCAUGGAGCUGCCGGGCCUAUCGGAGGUGUCCCUGGAGCUGAACACCGCGGGGGACGUGCCAGCCGAUGUCGCCGUGUACGGCUGUCGGGGCUGCACACCGACACACGUCGUGUACGAUGUCGUACAGACCUCCGCAGCAAGUAACGUUGGCCGACAGAAACGAGCGACGACCACCAUCGACUUCCCCGGCCAGACGUUUGAAGGGAGCUGGAUCUUUGCUGUGUAUAACGGAGCUGGACAGAAGUUAGAAGGAACAAUUUCUUUUGUCACAACAGAAGCUUCGUGUCCAAAUGACUGCUCCGGCCACGGAGAGUGCACGGACGGUAUCUGCGCAUGCGUGGCAGGCUGGACCGGGGAUGACUGUUCAAUAGGACUGUGUGAACCUGCGGACUGUAGCGGGAACGGAGCGUGUAUCGCCGGCUCCUGUAGGUGUUUCAACGGCUGGCAAGGCAGCGGCUGCAACACAGUAUAUCGGCCAUGUCCAUCGGAUUGUUCAGGGCAAGGCUCGUGUAACAACGUGACAGGCCGAUGUGACUGCCGUACACCUUACAAGGGAGCGGACUGCUCGGAACUUGAGCCCGAUCCGUGCGAGGGAGGACCGAACAACUGUUCCGACCACGGCAGCUGGAGCGGAGGGAGGUGUGUGUGUCUUCCCGGUUGGACCGGACAACAGUGUGAACUUCCUGACUGCAUUCCGAGGGACUGUAACGGACGUGGUGUCUGUACCGACGGGGUCUGUCUGUGUGAGUCAGGGUGGAGAGGAGAAGCUUGCCAAGAAGGGGACUGCAUCCCGCCGGACUGUAAUGGCAACGGCGCCUGUACGGAAGGCACAUGUCGCUGUUUUCAUGGGUGGCAGGGCGUCGCGUGUGACACACAGUAUCGACGCUGUCCUUCCGACUGUUCGGGCAGCGGUGUUUGCAACAACGUGACAGGCGUCUGCAGCUGUGAGAGUCUUAGCACUGGACUGGAUUGUUCAGAAAAGUUGUGUGCGGACUGCUCGCUGGAACAUGGAAGCUGUGAGGACGGAGCCUGCAUCUGUGACGAAGGGUGGGGAGGUGCUUCAUGCAGGCAAUUGCUAUGCAACGAAGUAUGUGGAAUCCGUGGAACCUGUGUUAACGGCACCUGCCACUGUGACCAGGGGUGGAACGGACCAGAUUGUUCUCAGGAUGCCUGUAAUGCAACGUGCAACGACCACGGAGAGUGUCUUCUCAUCAAUGCAGAAUGGGGAUGUACAUGUUACAGAGGCUUCAUAGGAACAUUCUGUGGAACAGUUGCUGAAACAAACUGUGCCGACAACCUGGAUGAUGACGGUGACAUGUUAGUAGACUGUGAUGACCCAGACUGUUGUAACGACACGGCCUGUGUGAAUGACCCUGCAUGCUCGUCUGCGCCGCCGCUGGAACAACUAGCAGCUGCUGAUACCAACAUCUCACAGGCGGCGGGAAUUAGCUUUUACGAUCAGGUUAAGUUCCUGUUUGAGAAUGGUGGUGUACAGCAAGAUGUUAGCCCAGAUGCCAUUGAUCAUGAGAGAGUUGCAGUUGUCCGUGGACACGUGACCACACGAGAUGGCAGCGCUCUGCCGGGUGUUACAGUGUCCCUUCUCAAUACUCCUGAGCUGGGACACACACUGACGCGUGCUGAUGGCGGAUAUGAAUUUGCCCUUAACGGUGGGAACGUGGACACCCUUGUGUUCCGGCGGCGGAACAUGAUCGGGACUCAGCGCACCGUUCGGCCAAGAGUACAGUUGUACAAUCAAGUGGACCCAGUGGCCAUGAUACCCGUGGACACUAAGGUCACAGAGGUGGAUCUACAAUCAUCUGACAUCCAGGUCGUGGAAGGCACGGUGGUGGAGGACGAAGCUGGCAGCAGAAAACCCGUUCUGAUGUUUGAACCAGGAACAGGAGUAACAAUAGCUGGCAAAAACGGAACGCAAAACGAGACCAUUGAGAGACCACGUGUGCGGGUUACAGAGUACACCGUCGGUGACAGCGGUGACGAGGCCAUGCCUGCCCAGCUGCCGGCCUUUACUGGAUACACAUAUGCAGUAGAGAUGAGCCUAGACGAAGCCUCCGUCAAUGGUUCUACUGACGUCACCUUCAACCAGAGCCUGCCGUUUUACGUCAACAACUUCCUGGGGUUCCCUGUUGGUUCAGCAGUCCCUACAGGUUAUUACGACCGCAGUGGAGGACGUUGGAUAGCAUCAGCCAAUGGUCGAGUUAUACAGCUGUUAGACUCUUCUGAUCCAGCCAAGGCCAGUCUUGACCUGCAUGGAAAUGGACAAGCAGCAAAUGAAACCGUCAGGGACGAACUAGGCAUCACUGACAAUGAGCUGGAGAGGCUUGCCAAUUUGUACAAUCCCGGGGACACCCUAUGGAGGGUCAGGAUACCCCACUUCACACCCUGGGACUGCAACUGGCCGUAUGGGCCACCGCCCGAUGGUUAUGGCCCUGGGGAUAACCCCCCUCCCCCUCCCCCACCAAACCCAUGCCCUGGGUCCGGGGGAGGGGGUGGUGGGUCCUCGGGGGGUAAGAGAAGGAGGAAGAGGGCGUCUGGGAACAACAGAAGCAAUGUCAUCCAGGGUUUAGACUAUUGGCAACAGUUUUUUCCAAGUAUACCCUCUGGAGUAGACCCAGGGGAGCAUGGCCCCUACCCUGCUGUCACCGCCAACAUCUACAAUGAAGAGGAAGCUUUGGAAGGAGCAAUCAUACACGGAGGAGAAUUAAGGAGCGGAGGACUUACAGAGAGACCAGGCGAGGCAUCUAUACCAGUACCGGGGACAGGUUUCCGACUGAUGUACAGUCACAAGCGACAGAGGGGCUAUAAACAGGUCACGAGAAUCCCUCUCAUUGGAGAGGACGUACCGCCCAGCCUGAAGGCCAUCAGACUUGAAGUGACGGUGGCUGGCAAGACAGUUAAGAAGUCACUUCCUCCGGAGCCAAAUCUCUACGAAGAUUUCGUCUGGGACGGGCUUGAUGCAUAUGGUAGAGAGGUGAAGGGCAGAGUCAUCAUGCAAGUGAGAUUGGGGUACGAAUACGGAUUGGUUUAUUACGCGGUGCCGUCGGACUUCACACAGAGCUUCAAUCGCUUCAGUUCCGCUGACCAGACCAGCCGCGUGUCACGAGCAGGGAGAACCGUCUCGUACUGGACAGAACGGGAGAUUCCUCUGACGCGAAGCGUGCUGGCAUCAGACAUGGCCGGCUGGUCAUUGGACAUACACCAUGUAUAUGACGGAGAAAAUGGUAUCCUUCAUUUGGGAAGCGGUGACUCCAUUUCUGUGGUUGACCAGACAAAGGUUCUGGAGACAGCGGUCGGAAGCGACACAAGAGCUCCCGUAGACUGUUUGUCGUGUGGAGAAGGCGAGGGUCAGCAGACCCAGCUGCGGUCACCAGUGGCGCUAACAACAGGUCCGGAUGGAAGUGUGUUCAUUGGUGACUUCAACUUCAUCCGGAGACUCUGGCCAAACGGGACGGUUACAACUGUGACAAGACUGCAAACAAGCCGACCGAGGUAUGUCUACUACCUUGCCUCCAGUCUCAAGAAUAACGUCAUCUUUGUGUCCGACCCGGAUGUCAGACAAAUCUUUAAAGUUGAGACCGAUAAAGAAGGACAGUCCCUGGCUGUGGUGGCUGGAACUGGGGAGAAGUGUCCGCCCUGGGAAGACAGCUGUGGCGAUGGGGGGCUAGCUACACAAGCAACGUUUAGUUCACUUAAAGGUAUUGCCGUUGGAGAGGAAGACACCAUUUUCGUCGUCGACAAUCGUCGGAUUCGCGAAAUCGGGCCGGACGGGUACAUCGACCCAUUCAUCGGAACCAACGAUCUGACCAAAGUUUCUCUUUCAAGAGGUUCGGAGCUCAGAAACACCCAGAUCGCCCAGGUGACGCUCACAUGGCCCACCCACAUCGCUGUCACAAGAGGUGGGGACGAACUCUACAUCGUGGACCAAGAUGCGGUCAUUCGGUUGAGAAGAGAUGGACGAGCCCAAGUCAUCGCCGGUCAGCAGGCUUUCCGGCCACCAGAGGCAGGCCUCAACAUGGAGGACACCAAUGCAAGGGCUUUGAACAGCCGGCUGGUCAAUCCUCAGGGAAUCGCGAUCUCUCAGGACGGGAACAUACUAAUCGCUGAGACAGAUUUCCAGUCCCUCCAUCGUGUGCGACUCCUGGACCCUGACGGCGGCAUACAGCUCGUAGUCGGGAAGCCAUCGGACUGCGACUGUCGGCAGAGCUCGUGCGACUGUUUUGAACAGGACGGUAGACUAGCUGCUCACAGUAAGCUGCACACUCCGACUGCUCUGACGGUUACACCAGACGGGACCUUGUACAUUGCUGACCAAGGUAACUACAGAAUCCGGAAGAUGCGAGCACACAUUUCUCAGGGGUUAACAGGUGGACAUUUUAUCAUCCCUGGGACGAAUCCAAAUCAGGCGUACAUCUUUGACUUUACCGGUCAGCACAUCCAAACUGUGGACGUCACAAACAACAGGGUUCUCCAUGAGUUUGAUUACAAUGACGACAGACAGCUGACCAGCAUUCUCAUCCCAGCGACAAACCAGACCGUGUCGAUAGACCGUGACGACAACGGAACUCCACACACCAUCCGGGCUCCUUACAGGCAGAACUUGUAUCUAGAGAGGGAUGAUGAGGGAUUGCUGAGUGGAGUCUCCGACAACUCCGGACAGAACAUACAACUAGGCUACCAAAAUGGCGGACUGCUGACGUCUGUACAGUCUCCCUCUGGGUACCGGCGGAUGAUGGCUUACAGUUCCACCGGAAGUGUUUUACGGCAGUUUGACAACCAAGGAGUCACCAAGUUCUACGGCAGGAACUUUAGCAGCCAGGCGACUGUGUUGACAACGUCCACAAGGUUAGGAGAGGAAGAGUUGGAGGUGGAUGAAAGCGUACCAGGGAUCACCCGUACAGUGGUUCGUGUAGGAGGGAGGAAACUCAGAGAAACAAGAAGGAACACGGCAGAUGGAACAACCAGUACUGUUCAUGCAGAUAGAUCAAGGGUAGUGCUGGAAACUGCGCCACAUCCAGUAUGGGGCAAUCAAGUACCGCUGGUAUCCAGAGAAACAGUGACUCUCCCUACAGGGGAGUUAACCACAGAAUACCAGUAUUCCGCUGUCCUGGAAGAUGAUAACAAUCCUCUCACUAUGACCAUGUACAAAACAAUAACCAAGGUUAACGAAAAUGAAGUUGCUAGUGAAGAAUACUACAGGGAUAGGAUGACCAAAAGUUACUUUCUGGAGCCUUCUCGCGAAUUAGUCCAACGUGAAACGUGGGAUGAGUUGGGAAGACCUAUCCUACUGGAGCAGCCUCGACAAGGGCUGUACAAUACAACUUACUUCUACAAUAACGACAGCAGUUUGCCGACGAGACUGGGAAUCGGCGAGAAGUGGGUGGAAUAUGACUACAAUGACCUGGGAGAUAUCACUGAGGAGAGAACAAGCUCUGGGAAGACAACAUUUUACGUGUGGAAUCCCAAGGGACAGCGCACACACAUGGUGACAAAUGCUGGUCGACUAUUCAAGUUUGGAUACGGUUCAAGUGGAGAUUUAGUAAGCAUUACAAUGCCCAGUGGGGCAAAACAUACACUAAAGACUCGCGUCCGUCCAAACGCAAAGGACAUAGUAUACCUGACACCUAACUCUACACAGGGAACUGUGAUGGACACCUAUGACAUAGACAACAGACUUGUGCAAAAAGUGAUGCCUGGAGGAAAGACCGUUUCAUACUGGUACGAUGCCAGCUCUCGUAAGACCAGUGAAGCAUUUGAUGCCACAUUCAUAUGCUUUCUGCAUCAUGGUGACGACGAAAAUGUCGACGAGAUACGACGGUAUGAAAACAAAAUGGUAAAAUCCAUAUGGUUCUAUGAGUACAAUGCUCACCUGACGACUAGGAUGUUCUUUGUCUAUGACGGCGAUCUCGACGCCCAGUUUUUGUUCUCAUACGGAGAUCGCCUGACGUUGACCAGAAUAGAUGAGACAGUGUACGGACGAAGGAAGAUCGUCGACAUAGAGUAUGAUGAGUACAACGAGCUAAGAAGAGAGGGUAGCUUUCAAUAUUCAAAUCCAACCCCGUGGACAGAAGAAGUAAGCGAUGGAACCCUGACUUGUACCUAUACCCAUGACGGGUAUGGCCGGGCUGUUGAACAUAGGUGUAAAAUUGCAAACAGGGACGUAUUUGUUCUAAGCAUGUCCUACAACAACAGUUCCCUGAUAGCAGUGCAAAGCGUUGAGGUAGGGGGCAACGUCACUGUCUACUCCUACGGGUACGACGAUGAUGAACAGUUGCUGUCAGUUGAAGAGAAUGGAAACCUGAGGGAACUGUACAGUUACGAUCUGAAUGGGAAUCGCCUGUGGUGGGUUGAUCAUUGGGGCACGAACCACACCGCCACCUAUGACGACCAGGACAGGAUACAAACGUACGACAGUGAGACAUACAAUGCUGAUGAUGCGGGUUACAUCACAGACAAGGGCUUAGAGCAUCUCAACUACGACUCUAUGGGGCAGAUCACAUCGGCUGAGGAAGAGGACCGCUACAGAGUUUUGUACUCUUACGACGGUUUGAACCGUCGUGUCGCUAUGGUGGAAACUACAACAGGGGAGGAGGAACGUUACUUCUAUGGCGACCCUUCCAAUCCCUUCAGAGUCACAACUACAGUACAAGACGAUCAGGUGACAAAGUUGUACUACAACAAACUGAACCUGGUCAUUGCCAUGGAAACAAAUGACGCCAUGAGAUACGUCAUGACCGACCAUCUUGGAACUCCCAUUGCGGUGAUGGAUACAAGUGGCAACGUCAUCAAGCACGUGACACGUAAUUCGUUUGGGACUGUUCUGAAAGACUCAGGCCCAGACAUACCAUUGUCCAUUGGCUUCGCAGGGGGUCUUAUUGAUCCGUAUUCCAGACUCGUCCAUUUCACCUAUCGUGACUAUGACGCAGACGUGGGAAGAUGGACGGCGAGGGAUCCCAUUCUUUUUCAAAGCCGGCAGCCAAACCUGUACCAGUAUGUGUUCAACAAUCCGGUGAACAUGAGAGAUAUUCAUGGACUACAAGCUGACCCUUGUAGUGGAUCUGGAGAACCAGGAGGCGGACCAGGGGGCCCUGGUGGACCAGGAGGAGGGCCAGGGGACGGGCAAGGCGGCCCCGGUGGCCCAGGGGACGGGCCAGGGGACGGACCAGGAGGACCUGGUGGCCCAGGGGACGGGUCAGGAUUGCCAGGGGAUGGUGGCCCUGGAGAUGGCUCACAACCUGGGAAGCAACCCGGCUCGGAAGGUGACUAUGGGGACCUCACGAAGGUUGAUGCCACAGGGGCAUCGGAUGCGACAGCAAAGCAGGACAAGUUGAAAAUUUCAGGAGAAGCAGCAUCACAAAAGAUGGCUAAGACAGAUAAAAAGAAUGUUGAUAAAUACAAGGACAUCAUUAAGAAAGUGGCAAAAGAAAAGAACAUCGACCCUGCCAUCAUAGCGGCUAUUAUCAGCCGAGAGACCCGUGGUAACACUGGUAUAUUAGAAAAUGGAUGGGGAGAUGGAGGAAAUGGAUGGGGACUUAUGCAGGUUGACAAGAACCACCACACCCCAGUAGGAGGCGCUACAAGUAUUGAACAUAUUCGUCAAGGAACAGACAUCCUCAUCCAAUCUAUCAAGGAUAUACAGAAAAAAUUCCCCAAGUGGACAAAGGAACAGCAGCUAAAAGGAGGCAUUUCAGCCUACAAUGCCGGUACUGGCAAUGUACAGACAUAUGAGAAUAUGGACGUAGGCACUACAGGAAACGACUAUGCUAAUGAUGUUGUGGAAAGAGCCAAGUGGUACAAUCAGAAUGGAUUCUAG
Molecule: messenger RNA, 8677 nt
Organism: Branchiostoma floridae (Florida lancelet)
Lineage: Eukaryota; Metazoa; Chordata; Leptocardii; Amphioxiformes; Branchiostomatidae
Product: teneurin-3-like
Exons: 48
Coding region: 371-8677 (2768 amino acids)
Biological process (GO): heterophilic cell-cell adhesion; neuron development; peptidoglycan catabolic process
Cellular component (GO): neuron projection
Molecular function (GO): lysozyme activity; protein heterodimerization activity; cell adhesion molecule binding
Source: RefSeq, a predicted model, not a curated record